AUGGAGUUAAAUAAUAAAGGGCAUGAAAAAUAUAUACAGUCUUAUGGUUUCUAUAAAAAUCGGCCACGGAUUAACUUUGUGAGGCCUCAAGAAGAGCAAACAGAAAGCCGGGAAAAAAUCGAAGAAAAAGGCUCUGUUUCAUCUUUUUAUUACUCUCUAUUUUCGGAAGAUGUGAAAAAUUUGGAUAAAAGUGCUGCCAAUAACGCACGCGGGUCAGUGUGCCCUGCAUGUCAAAUAUUCAUUGAAGCUGAGAAUCAAAUUACGCACGCGAAAUCAGUAAGGCAUUUAUUAUCGGUAAAUCAUAUAGAUAAUAAAUACCAACCUGGUCUCGUGAAACCAGGCAGCCUUGGUUAUCGAGUUUUAUCCCAGUUUGGAUGGUCUCCGAAAGGCCAUGUUUCUGGGCUAGGUGCUGAACAUCAAGGACGUCGAGCUCCUGUCCGUCAUACAAGAGUUAAAAAUGAUAAUUUGGGGAUUGGAGUUCAAUUACGCCCCAACCGACCGAAACCCGUUUCUCGAAAAGGUAAGCGGCAUUCUCAAAUUCAACAUAAACGCGAUGUUCGUUUGAAGCAAGCCUUAUUAAAACAUUUUUCUUCAAAUAAUUAG
This is a messenger RNA of Schizosaccharomyces osmophilus, 603 nucleotides long. Its product is annotated as RNA-binding protein, G-patch type, GPANK1-like protein. NCBI's taxonomy places the organism in Eukaryota, Fungi, Ascomycota, Schizosaccharomycetes, Schizosaccharomycetales, Schizosaccharomycetaceae. The coding region runs from base 1 to 603 and encodes 200 amino acids. Gene Ontology annotation, molecular function: nucleic acid binding. The transcript has a single exon. The record is from RefSeq and is a predicted model, not a curated record.